Molecule: messenger RNA, 7934 nt
Organism: Mastomys coucha (southern multimammate mouse)
Lineage: Eukaryota; Metazoa; Chordata; Mammalia; Rodentia; Muridae
Gene: Rfx7
Product: regulatory factor X7
Exons: 9
Coding region: 595-4977 (1460 amino acids)
Biological process (GO): regulation of transcription by RNA polymerase II
Molecular function (GO): DNA-binding transcription factor activity, RNA polymerase II-specific; RNA polymerase II cis-regulatory region sequence-specific DNA binding
Source: RefSeq, a predicted model, not a curated record
UGGCAGGGCAGCAGUGGCCGCGGCGGCGGCGGCGGCGGGGCCGGGAGCGAGCGAGCGAGCGAGCGAGCGGGCGCGGGGGAGCUCCGAGGCGCCAGGCCCCCGGGGGAGGGCGGCCGGGGAGGCAGGCCCCCCGAGAGACCUGUCGGGUUGGAUUUGGGGGCCGAGGGGGCGCCUGACCACGGACCUCGUUCUACAGACGCCCCCCAGCCCCGGCCGCUGACGGGGGGCUGAGGGGCGCCGCCAUGCCUCUGCCGCGGUGACGCGCGGGGCGGUAAGGAGAACCGGGAGAGGAACCGUGACGAAGACCGCGAGGAGAACCGGGAGAGGAACCGUGACGAGAACCGCGAGGAGCCGCGCGGUCUCCCCGGGGAUGUCCCUCAGGCGGCCGGAGAAAGCGACUCACUCGAGCCCUGGGGUAUAGGCCUAGCUUAUCCAGCUUCCUUCCUUCCUCCUCCUCCUCCUCCUCCUCUCCCUCCCCUCCUCCUCCUCCUCUUCCUCCCCUCCCCCUCCACCUCCCCUCGUCGUCCUCCCCUCCGCGUCUCUUCCCUCACCCUUCCCCGCGCCCCCAUCUUCCCUCCCUCCCCUCUAGCAGCGAUGGCAGAGGAACAACAACAGCCGCCACCACAGCAGCUCGAUGCCCAUCAGCAGCUUCCCCUCAGCGCCCCCAACCCCGGGGUGGCUCUGCCAGCCCUUGUGCCCGGGCUGCCAGGGACAGAGGCCAACGCUCUGCAACACAAGAUCAAGAACUCUAUCUGCAAAACUGUACAAUCUAAAGUGGACUGCAUUUUGCAAGAAGUUGAGAAGUUUACAGACCUAGAGAAACUCUACCUCUACCUUCAGCUGCCUUCUGGUCUUAGCAGUGCAGAGAAAAGUGAUCAGAAUGCCAUGUCAUCUAGUCGGGCACAACAAAUGCAUGCCUUUUCCUGGAUUCGAAAUACCUUAGAGGAGCAUCCUGAGACUUCACUCCCCAAACAAGAAGUCUAUGAUGAAUACAAGAGCUAUUGUGACAAUCUUGGCUACCAUCCAUUAAGUGCUGCUGACUUUGGAAAAAUCAUGAAAAACGUCUUUCCAAACAUGAAGGCACGCCGUUUAGGCACUAGAGGCAAAUCUAAAUAUUGCUACAGUGGACUAAGGAAAAAAGCUUUUGUUCAUAUGCCAACACUGCCCAACCUUGACUUUCAUAAAACUGGAGAUGGGUUGGAAGGAGUUGAACCAUCUGGGCAGCUUCAAAAUAUUGAUGAAGAAGUUAUCUCUUCUGCUUGCCGUCUUGUGUGUGAGUGGGCCCAGAAAGUGUUAAGCCAGCCAUUUGACACAGUCUUGGAAUUAGCCCACUUCCUUGUAAAGAGUCAUUAUAUAGGCACCAAGUCAAUGGCAGCUCUGACUGUGAUGGCAGCAGCACCGGCAGGACUUAAAGGAAUUUCCCAGCCUUCUGCUUUUAUACCUACAGCUGAAAGUAAUUCCUUUCAACCUCAAGUAAAGACUUUGCCAUCUCCAAUUGAUGCUAAGCAGCAGUUGCAACGGAAAAUUCAAAAAAAGCAGCAAGAACAGAAACUACAAUCCCCAUUGCCAGGAGAAUCCUCAGCAAAAAAAACAGAAGGCACUACAGCCAAUGGAGUGACUAAUCUACCCAAUGGGAACCCUGCGAUCCUUUCUCCCCAGCCCAUUGGGAUCGUGGUAGCAGCUGUCCCUAGCCCCAUUCCGGUCCAGCGGACAAGGCAGUUAGUAACUUCACCAAGUCCGAUGAAUUCUCCUGAUGGCAAGGUUCUUCCCCUCAAUGUGCAGGUGGUCACUCAGCACAUGCAGUCUGUGAAACAGACACCAAAGACUCCUCAGAACGUUCCAGCCAGUCCUGGUGGGGACCGUUCUGCCCGGCACCGCUACCCUCAGAUCUUACCCAAGCCAGCAAACACCAGUGCGCUCACCAUCCGCUCUCCUACAACUGUGCUCUUUACUAGCAGUCCCAUCAAAACUGCUGUGGUACCUGCAUCACACAUGAGUUCUCUAAAUGUGGUGAAAAUGACAACAAUAUCCCUCACACCCAGUAACAAUAAUGCGCCUCUUAAACAUUCUGCCUCAGUCAGCAGUGCUACUGGAACAACAGAGGAAUCAAGGAGCAUUCCUCAGAUCAAGAAUGGAUCUGUUGUUUCUCUUCAGUCUCCUGGGUCCAGGGCUAGCAGCACUGGGGGAACUUCUGCUGUGGAAGUCAAAAUGGAACCAGAAGGUUCAUCAGAUGAGCAUCCACCUCUACAGUGCCAAGAGAACUCUGAGGGGACUAAAGCUCCCCUGACAACAUCUAGUGCCCUUUGGGGGCAGAAAAGUAAUACAGAUGGAACAGUACCAAAACCUUCUAAUGAAGGUCUCACUGAAGUGAAAACAACUAAGGUCUGUGACCAGAGGACCAAAUGUAAAAGUCGCUGUAAUGAAAUUCUGCCAGGCAUCUCAGCAGGCAAUAAUCAAAGCACUGUUACUCUCUCGGUUGCUACUCAGAACUUACCUUUCACCAGCACCAGCUCACCAUCUAAUGGUGACUCAGUAAAUAAAGACCCUAAAAUAUGCACUAAAAGUCCAAGAAAACGACUGUCUGCUACAUUGCAAGAGUCUCAGGUGCCUCCUGUAAAGAAACCAAUUGUGGAACAGCUUAAUGUAGUUACUAUAGAAGGUCAGAAACCGGGCACUGUUAAAAAGGACCAAAAGGUUCCACAUUCAGGGAAAACAGAAAGUUCAACAGCAGGUGCUCAGAUUCCUAACAAAGUGUCAAUCAGUGUCAGUUCACAAAUUAUAGAGGAUCAGUCCUUGAACUCUACUCUUGUGGCCAGUGAAUCAGUUCUGGAGCAGCAGACUACACCAUCAUCAUCUCCAGAUGUAAAAGUAAAACUUGAAGGGAGUGUCUUUCUCUUGGACCAUGAGUCAAAAUCAGAUGGCAGCUUUAAUCAUAACGAAUGGCAACAAGUUACUAAGGAUUCUGACUUCAUUGCUGCCAGCUGUGAGCAACAGCAAGAUAUUAGUGUUAUGACAAUUCCUGAGCAUCCUGACAUCCAUGAUUUAGAGAAAUCUGUUUGGGAAUUAGAAGGGAUGCCACAGGACACAUACAGCCAGCAGCUACAUAGCCAGAUAUCAGAAUCUUCUCUGAAUGAAAUACAAGCACAGUCUUCAGAUCAGUUGCCGUUGCAAUCCGAACUGAAAGAGUUUGAGUCUUCUGUUUCCCAGACAAAUGAAAGCUACUUUCCUUUUGAUGAUGAACUUACACAAGAUAGCAUUGUGGAAGAGCUGGUGCUUAUGGAGCAGCAGAUGUCAAUGAAUAAUUCACAUUCUUAUGGUAACUGCUUGGGAAUGACCCUUCAGAGUCAGUCAGUAACUCCAGGAGCUCCAAUGUCAUCUCAUGCUUCCAGCACUCACUUCUAUCAUCCAAUCCAUAGCAAUGGCACUCCAAUUCACACACCUACACCUACACCCACUCCUACACCAACUCCAACCCCAACUCCAACCCCAACAUCUGAAAUGAUUGCUGGGUCUCAGAGUCUGUCACGGGAGAGCCCUUGUUCCAGGCUUGCCCAGACAACACCUGUGGAUAGUGCUUUAGGAAGUAGCCGACACACACCCAUUGGUACUCCUCAUUCUAAUUGCAGCAGUAGUGUCCCUCCAAGCCCUGUUGAAUGCAGGAAUCCAUUUGCAUUCACCCCAAUAAGCUCCAGUAUGGCAUAUCAUGAUGCCAGCAUUGUCUCAAGCAGUCCUGUGAAACCAAUGCAAAGACCCAUGGCCACUCACCCUGAUAAAACCAAGCUUGAAUGGAUGAAUAAUGGGUAUGGUGGGGUUGGUAAUUCAUCAGUUUCUGGUCAUGGCAUUCUCCCAAGCUAUCAGGAACUAGUAGAAGAUCGUUUCAGGAAACCUCAUGCUUUUGCUGUGCCCGGACAGUCAUAUCAGUCUCAGUCCAGACACCAUGACACUCAUUUUGGUCGUUUGACUCCCGUCUCUCCUGUGCAGCAUCAAGGUGCCACUGUAAACACCAACAAGCAAGAAGGGUUUGCAGUCCCCGCUCCUCUUGAUAAUAAAGGAACUAAUUCAUCUGCCAGCAGCAACUUCAGGUGCCGGAGUGUGAGCCCUGCUGUCCAUCGCCAACGGAAUCUUAGUGGAAGCACCCUCUAUCCUGUGUCUAAUAUCCCACGGUCUAAUGUAACCCCCUUUGGAAGUCCAGUGACCCCAGAAGUUCAUGUUUUCACAAAUGUUCACACAGAUGCAUGUGCCAACAACAUAGCUCAAAGAAGUCAGUCAGUUCCGUUGACAGUCAUGAUGCAGACAGCCUUCCCAAACGCUCUGCAGAAGCAAACAAACAGUAAAAAAAUCACUAAUGUUUUGUUGAGUAAACUCGAUUCUGACAAUGAUGAUUCAGUGAGAGGUUUGGGAAUAAACAACGUGCCCUCCAAUUAUACAGCCCGGAUGAAUCUCACUCAGAUUUUGGAAACUUCCCCUGUUUUUCCUAGUGCCAAUUCACAAAAUAUGAUCGAUUCCAGCACUUCUGUUUAUGAAUUCCAAACACCAUCUUACCUCACCAAAAGUAAUAGCACCGAUCAGAUCAGUUUUUCUCCUGGAGAUAAUCAAGCACAAUCCGAAAUUGGAGAACAGCAGUUAGAUUUCAAUAGCACUGUUAAAGACCUGUUGAGUGGAGACAACCUGCAAACCAGCCAGCAGCUGGGAGGUCAGGUGGCAUCUGAUCUCACCAACACUGCAUCUGAUUUCCCUAGCGACAUCAGGUUGUCUUCUGACCUCUCAGGCAGCAUCAAUGAUUUGAACACCUUAGACCCAAAUCUACUGUUUGAUCCAGGUCGUCAGCAGGGACAGGAUGAUGAAGCCACACUGGAAGAAUUAAAGAAUGACCCACUGUUUCAACAGAUUUGCAGUGAGUCUAUGAACUCUAUGACUUCAUCAGGUUUUGAAUGGAUAGAAAGCAAGGACCAUCCUACUGUUGAAAUGUUGGGAUAAAUUGUGUUUUAUAAUAUGUAGCACACUGUAUCUAAAGACAUAUGUAUUGUAUUUGUCUUAAUGGAAGUGCCUCCCGCAGCAGAAACACUAUUAAUUGUGACAUUUUAAAAGCGUUUGCUGCAGAAGUGGUUUCUUCUUCAGUAGGAAAUGGUUAGACUUGCCUCAGUUCUGGACACGUUUCUGAAGACAGUAGGCUGUAGAGCAAGUAUUAGGUUUUAAAUUUUAUAAUGUUCCCCAUUUAAUCACAUUUGCUAGUAAAGAAUCCAGCUUUUUAUGAGAGCAGUCUGGGUCUUUAUUUUGUAUAAGUUCAUUUUAACUCAUCAGUUUAUCUACACAGAAAUUAAAAGACCAUCCAUUUUUAGUUGUAGGCUGUUUUGUUGUUGGCAUUAUCUUUUAGGUAUGAAAUCAUAGCUAAGGUAAACUGUAGGCAAGAGAGUCUUCCUUAAAACAGGGAUAAUAUUCAGGUUAUUAUAAAUAUCUAAGCUUGAAACAUAAAGCUACUGUAGGGUGAGAAAUCUCUGUAGGACUUUCUGGGGCUUCGGUACCAUUUACUCCCACAAUGAAGGGCUUAUGUAGGAGAAGAUAAUGGAAAAUAAACAUUAGUUUAAGGAAAGUAAAAGCUGCACUAAAAUUUUUAAGAGGAAAACUAGUAGCCAUUUAUUUGUGACAUUGCAUUAGUCCAAUUUUAGAAGGUGGCUUUUAAAGUGGAGCUCUCCAGCUCAUGCACUCUGGCUCCCCCUCUCUUCCUCACCCUAUUUCCCCCAUCUCCCUUCCCUUCCUAUCUUCCCUUCUUUCUUCUUCCCUCCCCUCCCUAUCUCUUAAACACACACACACACACACACACACACACACUAGACAUUAAGACUUAAUAGAAGAAAUACAAGCAUGUUAGGAAGUUGUCUCGUGUUUUAUUAUUUGCUUGCUGAGAUUGGAGUGUUAGAAGGAAAAUAGAGGAUUGGUGUUUUUUUGUUUUUUGUUUUUGUUUUUGUUUUUGUUUUUUUGGUUUUUUUUUAGUUUCUUCACCACAGCCCCGUGUACAUACUGACAUUCUACUGAAGAAUUAAUUCUUUUUAAUGCUUUUCACCAUGGUAUCCUUCAGUAAUCAGCUUUCCUCCUCAGUUUGCUAACUCCUUGGCUUCUCUGAAUGUAGUAAUGCAGUUUUAUCAUGGAUUAAAACACCAAGCAGGUUAAAAUGUUAAUGUUAAAAGCCCAGCAAAAAAGCAUUUCUUCACUUGAUAAAACAAAGGGGAUGGUAAUAGUACUUGAAGAGAGGAGCGAUUUAUUACAUGCUUAACUUAUUUAUUGUGAUGGACACAGUUGCAAAAGAAGCAAAGCACUCAGGAUUUGUUUUAAAGUGUUUCUCUGUGGCUCCCAUUUUGUUUUAUGAAUAGUAUUUAUGAAUUUCAUGUUAACACAAAACUAGUAGGCAGCUCAAUUUAAGUGAGUUUCAAGAAAAUUUUCAAAGAGAUAUUAAAGUUAACCUUAAGUUUUAGAAGAUAACACGAAAGCAUUCACUGUACUCUCCUGACUAGCCAAGCUUUUCUUUUACCUUAAUUCAAAAAUAAAUCAGAAGACUACAAUCUGAAUAUUUAACAAAUAUGAUAGAAGAGUUAAUUUAAUAAGGGUCCGUUCCGCAGAUUUGAAAGUAGGGUAUUAACAUAUUCUAAUAAAUCAAUGGUGCUAGAGUUGGCUCAGAGGUUUAUCUAUGGAUAUGUCCUAGUUACUGGCAUAUGUGUGUGUUUGCUGUUAAUUUGAUUUAAUGAUUUGUUAGGUUUUUUUCCUUGAUAAUAGUUAUUUCUUCACUGUACAUUGAGAUACAGCACUACUGCACACCAAAGUAUGUAAUGCCCAAAGGAAACUGUGUGAUUUCUUCUUACAAAUGAUGGGAGCCUUUCUCAGUGAGAUACUCUGAAAAGGAGACUUUGAGGCCAUUCUAAUCCCUUGUUUACAUUGUUAGCUUCCUACUAAUAUAAAAAUAAUGGAAAUCUUUUUUUGAUAAAAAAAAAACAAAAAAGUAUAGAGACUGGAGGAUUUUUACCCCCGCCCCCUGUACAGUAUUGCAGCAAACUCUUCAAAUUUGGCUGAAUUCGUCCAGCAAACUUUUUGGGGUUCAUAUAUUGCACUAAAUUUGUUGAACCUGUGGUAGGCACAUCUCUUAGGAUAAAUGCAACCAGUACAGUCCACAGAUUAAAAUUUUUAAAUGUGUUUCAUUAUGAAAAGACAAAAUAUCAUCAAAGUGACAGAUGAAAUUGUCUUAUGUAGCAAUGUGCACUGAUCUCAAUGAGAUAUUUCUAUUUCUUAUUCUCUUACAUGAGAAUAUUACAGCAGGAAGAAUUAAGUUUAGUUUGCUUCACCAUGUUAAUACAUGAUCACAAAAUGUGCAUGAGUGUUCUUGACUUAUCUUGUACAGUACUAGGUAAUCCUGUAACCACUUUUUUUCCCCUCUUGGCUGUAUUGAAACUGGCUCUGUGUUAACCAGGUGAGCAUAGUUAUUCACAGGUUAUUUUGCUUUUUUAAUGUUUACUAAUUCUGCUUAGUUGUUGAAUAUGUUCUUUUCUUGGGAUUUUUUUUCAUUGUUUUGAUGUUUAAAACAUUUUUGCAUACUGUUUCAUCAUGAUAAGACUUCAUGAAGUGAAUAAUUUUGCAUAUAAUUGCAAUAAGCACUGACUUUUGAACUGAGAAAGAAGGAGCGUGUUUUGUGCAGUGCAUCUGAGGUUCAGAUAACAGUCUUGUACUACAGUGUGCUUACUACCCAGAGGUGACAGAGCAAGCCUGUCCCCGUGUGUUUCCUUUAGUGCAGAGUCAGGCCCUGGUGCUUUGUUGUCUGUUGUACCUGCUGAGAUUACAGUAGUUGAGCAUCGCACAGUAGCAUUUCAGUUCUCUUUUUUUAUUAAAAGUGCUCAAAUUGUUUUUUAAAUGUUUUCAAAAACAAUUAAAAACAUUUUAUAUUAUACUGA